GACGUCACAGCUGAGGUAUAAAAAUGUUGUAGUCGAGUUUGCAAGGGAGCGAUCAUGUAACAUCACAGCCCUGUCCUCGCGGUGUCAUGGAUUUAAAGCAUUUCCUGUGCUUUGCUUUUACCACAUGUGCUUUGGGAUUUUCUUCUGCUCCCGAUGACCAAAAAGAAGUAGUAGAGGCUGGAAAGACUGCAGUACUGAAGUGUAACGAUUCCAGUAUUGGCAAAGUGGACAAGGUCACAUGGAUCAGGAAAGAUCUGGGAACAAAUCUGUAUGUUUUCUUCUACCGAGAAAAUCGCCCAUAUGAAAACAUCCAGCAUCCAUCCUUUCGUGGCCGAGUGGAGCUGAGUGAUCCACAAAUUAAACAUGGAAAUGUGUCCCUCACUCUCUACAACACCAACACUAAUGACACGGGAACGUAUGAGUGUCAUGUCGUAGGCCGUCAUGCAGGACGCAGUAAAAGAGCAGUUUCUGAAGUCCAGCAUGUGGUACAGCUGACUGUCAAACCUUCAAGUCAGUCAGGAGGACAAGAGAAGGAUGGAGCUGCUGAACCAAUUCCCGGUCUGUCAGUUCUUGUUGUUGUGACUGUUGUGCUUGUGCUUGUGUCUGUGGCUGCUGUUGUUGGUUUGUUGAUUAAGAAACGGCUCAAAAAAGGGUCAUACAUGUCUGAUUCUGAGGCACUUAACGUAGAUGUUUUAAAUAAACUAACUAACUAAACUGUGUCUCCUGUUGCAAUAUCCAUGUCUCUGUGCAGCAGUGUCUGCAAAGGUCAAACACAAUCUUGCAUUUGUUUUUCCCUGUCUUUCUGGAGGUUAAUUUGAUUUGAAAAUCACAAUACUUAAAUACAUGAUUUCUGUUUUUAAGUUAUCAUAUUAGUGUCAUAAAACAAAGUUGAAGCUAAUGUGUACUAAUGUUCUUGCAGACCACUGAGAGGAAAAAGCACAUCAUAAUGGUCUCAGUUAUCACCAACAGUACUUAGUGAUAAAAUAAUAAGUUUCUCCCUUUAACUGUAAUUUUUCCCUUUCCCUUUGACUUUCAUUUCUUACAUGGGAUUAUUAAUAUUGUUAUUAUUAUUAUUAUUAUUUUAUUAUUGAAAUCUAUUGAUUUUUAACAAUGUUUAAGUAAGGUUAUCUUGUAACCUUUUCAUUUUUAUGACUUUCUUAUUAUCAGUGAAAUGGAAAAAGAAAAUAAAAACGCCGUACAACAAGCUA
Messenger RNA from Oreochromis aureus, 1208 nucleotides. RefSeq names its product coxsackievirus and adenovirus receptor homolog. Lineage: Eukaryota; Metazoa; Chordata; Actinopteri; Cichliformes; Cichlidae. The record is from RefSeq and is a predicted model, not a curated record. The coding region runs from base 87 to 713 and encodes 208 amino acids. The transcript has 3 exons.